Messenger RNA from Suricata suricatta (meerkat), 3178 nucleotides. It is a transcript of the gene OPN3, whose product is annotated as opsin 3. The coding region runs from base 1 to 1293 and encodes 430 amino acids. Gene Ontology annotation, biological process: G protein-coupled receptor signaling pathway. Gene Ontology annotation, molecular function: G protein-coupled receptor activity. Lineage: Eukaryota; Metazoa; Chordata; Mammalia; Carnivora; Herpestidae. Gene Ontology annotation, cellular component: membrane; photoreceptor outer segment. The record is from RefSeq and is a predicted model, not a curated record. The transcript has 5 exons.
AUGGGGGUGCGCGGAGCCACUGCAGUGGACCUGCCUCCCUACUGCCUUCUCCCCCCGCCGCUCGCCCAGCGCUGUCCACUGGUGCGGGCACAAGCUCGGGCAAGGGUUCGGGGGCCUAGAAGGAGAGUCGGGAGCCGCAGGGGCGCCGAGGGGCCGGGACCGGCGGGGUCGCUCAGCCCCGCGCCGCUCUUCAGCCCGGGCGCCUACGAGCGCCUGGCGCUGCUGCUCGGCUCCGUUGGGCUGCUGGGCGUCGGCAGCAACCUGCUGGUGCUCGUCCUUUACUCCAAGUGCCGGCGGCUGCGCUCGCCCACCCACCUCCUGCUGGUCAACAUCAGCCUCAGCGACCUGCUGGUGUCCCUCUUCGGGGUCACCUUUACCUUCGUGUCCUGCCUGAGGAACGGCUGGGUCUGGGACACCGUGGGCUGCGUGUGGGACGGGUUUAGCAGCAGCCUCUUCGGGAUUGUUUCCAUUACCACCCUAACUGUGCUGGCCUAUGAGCGUUAUAUUCGUGUGGUCCAUGCCAGAGUGAUCAAUUUUUCCUGGGCCUGGAGGGCCAUUACCUACAUCUGGCUGUACUCACUGGCAUGGUCAGGAGCACCUCUGCUGGGCUGGAACAGGUACACCCUGGAUGUACACGGACUAGGCUGCGCUGUGGACUGGAAAUCCAAGGACGCCAAUGACUCCUCCUUUGUGCUUUUCUUAUUUCUUGGCUGCCUGGUGGUGCCUGUGGGCGUCAUAGCCCAUUGCUACGGCCAUAUUCUGUACUCUGUUCGCAUGCUUCGUUGUGUUGAAGAUCUUCAGACAAUUCAAGUGAUUAAGAUUUUAAGAUACGAAGAGAAAGUGGCCAAAAUGUGCUUUUUAAUGAUAUCUACCUUCCUGAUCUCUUGGAUGCCUUAUAUCGUGAUCUGUUUCUUGGUGGUUAACGGUUAUGGACACUUGGUGACUCCAACAGUAUCAGUUGUUUCCUAUCUCUUUGCUAAAUCAAGCACUGUAUACAAUCCCAUUAUUUAUAUCUUCAUGAUCAGAAAGUUUCGAAGAUCCCUUUUGCAACUGCUAUGUUUCCGGCUGCUGAGAUGCCAGAGGCCUGCUAAGGACCAACCAGCCAGUGGGAGUGAAAUGCAGAUCAGACCCAUUGUGAUGUCACAAAAAGAUGGGGACAGGCCGAAGAAAAAAGUGACUUUUAAUUCUUCUUCCAUCAUUUUUAUCAUCACCAGUGAUGACUCACUGUCAGUAGAAGACAGUGACAAAACCAGUGUGUCAAAAGUUGAUGUAAUCCAAGUCCGUCCUUUAUAGGAAGGAACAAUGGUAAUGAAAGAUGAGGCCUUGCAUUGGACUCUACUUUCAGGCUUCCAUCAUAAGGACUGUUUUGGAAUCCUCGUUCUACGUUCAUAUUGUUGGAGAGGAAAAGCUUUCCUUUGCCCCUACAAGAUUCUUUUGGCUGGCCUAGUAAUUAAAUUGACAUGAGACAGAUUAACAGGAAAAACAAAACAAAACAAAGCUUAAUUCUGUGUGCAAGGAGGCCAAGUAAUAAUAUUGAGACCCAACGAAAUUAACAAGGCAUGUAGCUUUUAUACACUUUAGACAAACAUAAAUCUAUAAGGAGUUGACAGGACAAAGAAAACUUAUGUUUGGAACCUUCAAUUAGUAGAGUUCUAAACAGAAUUUGAGCUGGGGUGGUAGUUUUGGAAAAGUAACAAGGUUUGUUUAUGUAGACUUCUUCAGCCCUGAAUUCUCUGUCUCUGAUGUCUCCCUACCUCCCGUUGCAGGGAGGCAUCUUGCACGUGACAGAUUUCCUGCUUUCAGGGGAAUAAAGGAAGGUCAGUGUCUGUUUUGCACUUGCUGUUUUUUAAGUAACUUUAAUUCAAUAUAAUCGUUAUUCCUUGUGGCAGAUUUGGGGGCAGCCUUCCCCUGGGGGCUCCCAAUAUCAAUAGAACUUUCGCAACCCAGCAGGAAAUCUGAAUCACCCAGAUGCUUUCUGGCCACUGGAAACAACUGAGCAAGCAAAGUUGUGAAUUUAAUGGGUGCUUUCCGUGACGAAAAACCAUUUAUGGCACAAGAUGGGCAUCUGGCACCAUCAACUUCUAACAUGUUGGAAAUUUUAAUUUUGAAUAUAUUUUUUUAAAUGACACUAUUUUCCAAGACGUUUCCAUAGAUGUUUUUCUCAAAAAUACUUAGCUGUAUUUACAGCUCAAAAAUUGCUGUAAAAAUAACUUUGUAUCAUACACAUGUCAAAUCACUAGGAAAUCUCACAUUUUCUGUAGUGUUGGAUCCUUAUCACUGUCACAUCCUAUGUUUGACCAAUCAAAUUUAUCAGAGACAAUUCCAGGGUGACAAAAAAAUUCAGCACCUUGGCUUCCUCCAAAACCGAAGACUUGCCGUAUAGGCAGUAUGAUAAAGAGGAGCUUCAGAUGAAUGUGCCGCUAAGCAAGCUCUAGAAAAGCAAAGACAGUGAAUUUCAAGGUAAUCAUGGAGUCUAGGAAAUAAUACAUGAAGAACGAUGUGUACAUGAAGAAGGAUGUGUUGAUGGGAGAUAGGAAUCUCCAUCUGUCUCAUUUCAAACAUAACUUGGCAAGAUUAUCCUCUUUUUAACAAUUUGCCACAAUUUUGCCAAGAGUUUUGGGUUUAGAAAAGGAGUUCCAAGCAAAAAACGAAACCUAAGCUGAAGGGGAUGAAAGUCAGUGUAAAACUGUACUCAUAAGAUGUAUUAUUUAAUGUUUUUUGCUCUUCAGUCAAUCUACUGGACAAUCAAUGGUCAGAGUUAGUGAAGAAGCCAUUUUCCCAUAAGUCAUUGUUUAGACUAAACAUGGAUUAUUAGAACUCAAAGAUUUCCUUGACAGUGUAGAAAAGAAACAGAAUCAUUUUAUUGUAUUGCCUAGUUUUUAUUUCUUAGUUGACUGUUUCACUAGAGGAGCAUUUACAUAAAUAAUCAUGUUUGAAAAACUUCUAAGUGAUCCAAUUGGCCUACUGAAGAAGAGAGAACCAACAAAAAUGGUUUCACUAAAUGAACUGUUCAAAAUCAAGUUUAUUGCUGGUUCUGCCAUAGCAAGUUAGUAAACUACGUCUGGGAGUCUGAAAUGGAAUAAUUUCUAUUAAAACUGUCUUCCUUUAUUUCCUUUCCACUUUGUUGUAUAUAUUGAUGUUUAAUUUGUAAAUAAAACUCUUCUUGGUCUUCACUUAA